Coniophora puteana RWD-64-598 SS2 is the source of this 318-nucleotide messenger RNA. Its product is annotated as mismatched base pair and cruciform DNA recognition protein. Lineage: Eukaryota; Fungi; Basidiomycota; Agaricomycetes; Boletales; Coniophoraceae. The transcript has 3 exons. The record is from RefSeq and is a predicted model, not a curated record. The coding region runs from base 1 to 318 and encodes 105 amino acids.
AUGUCUUCCAACAACUACACCGAGCCCAGCAAGACCUCCGGCCAGCUGCACUCCCUCAAAGGCAACGCCGUCGAGACGAUCGGCGACGCGACCGGCGCGCAGUCUUGGCGCCGCUCUGGUAAGGAGGAGCACGCGAAGGGCGAGGCCGAGUACAAGGCCGCGCAGGCGCAGGGGUACGCGGAGGGCACCAAGGACCGGGUGGGCGGCUACAAGGACAGCGUUGUGGGUGCUGUGACGGGGGAUAAGGGACAGCAGGCUUCUGGAAAUGCGAGGAACGGCAAGGGGCAGGCGCAGCAGGAGGUGAACAAGAGCUCUUGA